Molecule: messenger RNA, 1500 nt
Organism: Apaloderma vittatum (bar-tailed trogon)
Lineage: Eukaryota; Metazoa; Chordata; Aves; Trogoniformes; Trogonidae
Product: multidrug resistance-associated protein 4-like
Exons: 12
Biological process (GO): transmembrane transport
Cellular component (GO): plasma membrane
Molecular function (GO): ATP binding; ABC-type transporter activity; ATP hydrolysis activity
Source: RefSeq, a predicted model, not a curated record
AUGGCGAGAAAGCUUUUUCUUGAUCUUAGGGCCCUGAUGUACUUUGAGGGAAUGUAUGAGGAGGUGGAGAAAGGAGUGUGGCUUCGAAGAAUCUUAAAUCGUUUCUCCAAAGAUAUUGGCCACCUGGAUGACUUGCUUCCACUGACGUUUCUGGACUUUGUGCAGACUCUCCUACAGAUUUUUGGUGUGGUGGCUGUGGCUGUGGCAGUGAUUCCUUGGAUACUCAUCCCCUUAAUUCCACUAUUUAUUCUUUUUAUUUUUCUUCGACGAUAUUUCUUAGACACUUCAAGAGAUAUUAAACGUCUAGAAUCCACAACUCGAAGUCCAGUGUUCUCCCACUUGUCAUCAUCCCUCCAGGGACUUUGGACUAUUCGAGCUUUGAAAGCAGAGGAAAGAUUUCAAAAAUUAUUUGAUGCACACCAAGACCUCCACUCAGAGGCCUGGUUUCUAUUUUUGACGACCUCGAGGUGGUUUGCUGUGCGUCUGGAUGCCAUCUGUGCCAUUUUUGUUAUAGUGGUCUCUUUUGGUUCUUUGCUUCUUGCCAACACUUUGAAUGCAGGGCAGGUUGGUUUGGCACUAUCCUAUGCAAUCACCCUCAUGGGAACGUUCCAGUGGGGUGUUCGACAAAGUGCUGAAGUUGAAAACCUGAUGAUAUCAGUAGAAAGAGUAAUGGAAUACACAGAACUUGAAAAAGAAGCUCCUUGGGAGACCAACAAGCAUCCACCACCUGAAUGGCCAAGCCAAGGAAUGAUAGCAUUUGAAAACGUUAACUUCGCUUACAGUUUAGAUGGACCUUUGGUGUUGAGACACUUGUCUGUUGUAAUUAAACCAAAAGAAAAGGUUGGAAUAGUAGGAAGAACUGGAGCUGGGAAAAGCUCCCUGAUAGCAGCCCUCUUUCGCUUGGCGGAACCCGAAGGGAAGAUUUGGAUUGAUAAGUACCUGACAUCAGAGCUAGGACUCCAUGACUUGCGGAAGAAAAUUUCGAUUAUACCUCAGGAGCCUGUUUUAUUCACUGGAACUAUGAGGAAAAACUUAGACCCUUUCAAUGAAUACACCGAUGAAGAACUGUGGAAUGCUUUGGAAGAGGUGCAACUGAAGGAGGUUGUGGAAGAGCUACCUGAUAAAAUGGAGAUGCAGCUGGCAGAAUCUGGGUCUAAUUUUAGUGUUGGUCAGAGACAGCUGGUGUGUCUUGCCAGAGCAGUUCUAAAAAAAAAUCGGAUCCUUAUCAUUGAUGAAGCAACAGCAAAUGUGGACCCAAGAACAGAUGAGUUCAUUCAGAAGACGAUUCGUGAAAAGUUUGCUCACUGCACAGUGCUGACAAUUGCACACCGCUUGAACACUAUUAUUGACAGUGACAGGAUUAUGGUUUUAGAUGCAGGAAGACUGAAAGAGUAUGGUGAGCCUUACAUUUUGCUGCAAGAACAAGAUGGCUUGUUUUACAAAAUGGUCCAGCAAGUGGGCAAGACUGAAGCGGCUUCUCUGAUUGAAACAGCAAAACGG